ACAAUGAACCAGUCAGGACUGAUUGAGCCUGUGCUAACUGAAAACAGUAGUUUUGGAAAUGGUGCGAGUGUGUCCCUGAACCACUCAUGCCCUCUGGGUUGGGGACAGAACGAGGGCAUGGCGACUUGCAUCUUAGAGACGGCUCUCAUUGUACUGCUAACUGUGCUCAUCAUUGCUGGGAAUUUGACGGUCAUCUUUGUGUUUCAUUGUGCCCCUUUGCUGCACCACUACACCACCAGCUACUUUAUCCAGACUAUGGCCUACGCAGACCUUCUGGUGGGGUUGAGUUGCCUGGUGCCCACUUUCUCUUUGCUGCACUACCCAGCUGGUGUCCAAGAACCCCUCACAUGCCAGGUAUUCAGCUACAUCAUCUCAGUGUUGAAGAGUGUUUCUAUGGCUUGCCUGGCCUGCAUAAGUGUAGAUCGCUACCUAGCCAUUACUAAGCCCCUCUCAUACAACCAGCUGGUGACACCUUGCCGUUUGCGCUGCUGCAUUAUCCUGAUCUGGAUCUACUCUUGCGUUGUGUUCCUGCCAUCCUUCUUUGGUUGGGGCAAGCCAGGAUACCAUGGGGACAUCUUUGAAUGGUGUGCUCAUUUCUGGCCAACCUCUGCUUUGUUUACUGGUUUUGUUGUGUGCCUGCUGUACGCUCCAGCAGCCCUUGUGGUCUGCUUCACCUACUUUCACAUCUUCCGCAUCUGUCAGCAGCAUAAUCGGGAGAUUAGUGAGCGAAGGGCCCGUUUUCCCAGCCAGGAGAUGGACGCUGGUGAGGGGGGGCACCAUACAGGUCAUGGCCCUGAUAGGCGCUAUGCCAUGGUGCUCUUUCGCAUCACAAGUGUAUUCUACAUGCUUUGGCUUCCCUACAUCAUUUACUUUCUCCUGGAGAGCUCCCACAUCUUGGACAGCCCUGCUUUGUCUUUCAUCACCACCUGGUUAGCGAUCAGCAAUAGCUUCUGCAACUGCGUCAUCUACAGUCUGUCCAACAGUGUGUUCCGGCUCGGCAUGCGUAGGCUCUCUCAGACGCUCUGUUCCUCCUGCUCUUUCAGCCCUUGUGCCCAUGAUGACGUGGACUUCAGAGAGCCAAAGCCUAGGAAGAGAGCCAACUCAUGUUCAAUCUGA
Neoarius graeffei (lesser salmon catfish) is the source of this 1116-nucleotide messenger RNA. It is a transcript of the gene gpr52, whose product is annotated as G protein-coupled receptor 52. Gene Ontology annotation, molecular function: G protein-coupled receptor activity. The transcript has a single exon. Bases 4 to 1116 code for a protein of 370 amino acids. Gene Ontology annotation, biological process: G protein-coupled receptor signaling pathway. Gene Ontology annotation, cellular component: membrane. The record is from RefSeq and is a predicted model, not a curated record. NCBI's taxonomy places the organism in Eukaryota, Metazoa, Chordata, Actinopteri, Siluriformes, Ariidae.